AUGGCCUCAAUUCAGCUCAACUUCACUCUCCGUACCUCGGCCAACUGCAAGACUGUUCACUUGCUCGGCUCUUGGGACAACUACUCCGGACAAUUGCCGCUUUCCAAGGACUCGUCCAAGGCGGGCGGUUGGAAGGGGACGUUCCGUUUUCAAGGACAGACGCUCAAACAAGGCCAACGAUACUGGUACUACUACAUCAUCGAUGGCUAUCAUGUCUCCCAUGAUCCAGCUCGCGAGUCUGUCACGGAGCCGACGACAGGUCGGAAGUUGAAUGUCCUCGACAUUCCAUCUGGGAAACCUCCCGCUGCCGCUCCUGCCAGUCACAGUACAUCGUCCAAGUCUCAUCGACAUUCUCGUAAGACCUCGUUGUCUGUCAGUAUUCCCAAAGGACGGCCACUGGAGAAGUCCGAGAUUGUUUCUCCCAGACCAUACAAGCCUCAGGAAACAAAGAAAGUCCGCAACGAACAGUUCCAACACCCGACACUGGAGCAACUCAGCGCGAAGUUUGCCGCCGCCGAACUCAGUGAGGAGUCUGAGGAAGAGUCCGACUCCGAAUCGGACGUCGAAUCGGACGUACCAUCCCUCAGCUCGCGCAGCAGCAACUCCAGUACACCCAGCUCGGUCUCCAGUACAUCAUCCUGUUGUACCUGCGAACGCUACGGCAUCACACGCGCAGGUGCCAGGGUCAAGCUCGACUGUGGUGGAUCUCGUUGCGGCUACUCUGACGGCUCUGAAUGCAGCAGCGAAUCCGACGACGACUACAAGAAAGGCACUACACGCCGCCACGGCAUCGUGGUCCGCCAUUAG
Molecule: messenger RNA, 807 nt
Organism: Zasmidium cellare ATCC 36951
Lineage: Eukaryota; Fungi; Ascomycota; Dothideomycetes; Mycosphaerellales; Mycosphaerellaceae
Exons: 1
Coding region: 1-807 (268 amino acids)
Source: RefSeq, a predicted model, not a curated record